Messenger RNA from Zonotrichia leucophrys gambelii, 3524 nucleotides. RefSeq names its product ER membrane associated RNA degradation (gene ERMARD). Lineage: Eukaryota; Metazoa; Chordata; Aves; Passeriformes; Passerellidae. Bases 1 to 2307 code for a protein of 768 amino acids. The transcript has 18 exons. The record is from RefSeq and is a predicted model, not a curated record.
AUGUGUUUCAAAGGGCGACUGCCGAUCCGCGCCGGGAGUCUUUGGCGCCACAAGUGCCCGCGGUGCCGGGGAUGCGCGGGAGCGGCCGGCAGGGCCAAGGCGGAACUGCCGCGGCCCGACCCAAACUUUCCCGGCUGCGGCGCUGCCGCGGCGAGCACUCAGCUGCCGCGCCGCCCCUGGCAACACGCCGAGGGACUUUUGGGAAGGAGGACGGCCCCGGGCACCCGGCCCCAGACCCGCGUUCAAAGUUCGGCCCGGGGCGCGGAAGGCCGCCCGCCGCCGCCCGGCACCCCCAACGGGCGUGAGAUGGCAUUGCCAGACUCGGUCACUACUUGCCUUUCUCAACCUGUGCACUAUGCGAUUUGCAAACUUGGAUUUGAGAAGAAAGACACUUAUGAUAUUGAUAAUAUUUUAUCUGGAAGUGGGGAAGUUUGUUGGCCAGCUGUUACAGAGCAUGUGUGUUACCUUGAAUCAGAUCAAAGUGUGGAUUAUAUCAAAAGCAUACGAUCAUUAGGACCUGUCUGUGAAUCUGUUAAUUCGUACUUCAAAUCUCUGACCAAGAAGCAGUUUGUAAUUCAGUAUGCAUCGUGGUUCCACUGGACAAACUGCACAGAGGUAUUUCUGGAAGUGUUUGAUGUUUUACAAUCUACACAAGCUACAGAAGUUGCUCUAGGCUUAAUGAAACUAACAUCAUGCUUGGAGCGGGCCUUGGGUGACGUGUAUUUACUUAAGGGUAAUGAUUGUCCUUUCCUUCUAAGAGACUUGCUUGCAUCUGAGCAGCUUGCAGAUGUCUUUGGACAAGCUGUAAUGAAUGUACUGAGGGUAUUCAUUGGAUCUCCACAUGGUCUGAACCUUCGUAAUGUUUUGUGGCAUGGAUUUGCAUCUCCACAAGAAAUUCCUGCCAAAUACUGUGCUAUGCUGCUCUUUUUAACUGCAGGAUUGGGUCAGUUAUUAGAGACUUAUCUUCUGCAAACUAAAGGUGUUUUAGAACAUCGACCUUAUGUGAUCUUCAUGAGCUUAGAGGAGCUUGAUGCAUUUCCAGAUCUUAAUAGUGAAAUCCUUUCCAUAGCUGAAGAACUUGUAAAACUGUCCGGUUUUGUAUUAAAAAUUAUGUUGCCAUUUUGGAUCGCUGCUUUAACAGCUUUCAAGCAAAGCAGGUAUGCUGACAGUGUGAUUCUCUUACUUCCUCAGCUGGAAGCUGGACUUAGAUUGCUGUUCACUACAACUAAUAAAUGUCCAAAUCGAUUGCUAACAGCAGAGUCUUCUGCUCUCUACACCACUUUUGAUGAGAUGCUAGCAAAGCAUUUGGAUAAUGAAGAAGUCAACCAGCUACCUGUGGUUCUUGAAGAGCCUGCCAUGGACUUCCUUUGGGAUUUCUUGAACCACCAGGAGGGCCCACGUAUAAGAGAUCAUUUAAGCCAUGGAGAGAUCAAUCUAGAAACAUUUCCCAGAGAAAUAGCUAACCAAAUAGUUGGAUUUGCUAUUACUAUUCUCUGCAGAUUCUCAGAUGAGGCUAUGUAUUCUCUUAAGGAACACAUGCUCAUAAAACCACUGAUGAACUGUGCAAGUUGCUACCAAUCUCGAUUUCAUCCAAUUUCCCGGCUCAAGAAACAGGUGCUGGAAUGUAUGAAGAGCAUCCAUUUAUGGCCUGAAUUGGCAACAGUGCCUGAGGAACAAGAACAAAGGAUUAAAGGGUUGGAAGGAAAUGCUGAAGCUAAUACUUUAGUUUUGAUGGUAUCUGAAAUCAUAUCUCAGUUGCAGCAUUAUAUGCCCCAGAAUUGCUGUAGUUCAGAUGAUCCUAUCAACAGUGUCCUAACAGAGAGGCUGCUGGUGGAACUUUGUGAUACACGCAUUUGCACGCUGUAUUCCCCACGACCUGUCCUGGAAGUAGUGGUGAUACUCCGCAAAAUAAGCGCGCAGUGCCAUCAAGCGUCCCACCAGGUUAUUGCCGGCGCUGCGCUCAGACACAUGCAGUGGCUCAACAAGACUCUGCGCUCCCGCCAGAGGCACAACUAUCGGCGGAUGCUGAACAGCAUUAAAUUUUUGUCUCCAGUCUUGCGGCUCGUCUUACUAUUGAUUACUCUGGAACUAGUCAGUGUUCAUUCAGUUUGUAAGAAGAAUCCUUUUGAUUAUCAGCAGUAUCUAAAGUUUUUGAAGUCAGUCUUGCAGUACACUGAGAACUUGGUGACAUACACAAGCCCUGACAAAAACAAGUGGGAUGAAACCAUGGAACUUACAAAGAAGACUUUGAUAAAAAUACAGAAAAUCAGUGACAGAAAGCUGAUGUUAAUGCAUCUAGCUACGUGAAUGAAAUGGGCUUAGGAUUGUCUGGAAAUUGUUGUAUCUAAACAGUUACGGAGACCUCAUAUUUGAUAAAUCUAAUUCAAAGACAAAAUUCAUAAGUCAUUUUCAAAUUUUGGAUGCAAAGUUUACUCUUUUUAUCAGGAAGUAGCUGCUGAUACUGGAGAUGAAUGAUCAAAGUUCCAGAGAACAGGUUGUUUGUCAAAUCCACUGAAAAAGAUAAACUGUGAACUAAAUCAGGAUGAUGCAAGUUCUACUGUAAAUAUAUCUUGUGUUUUGUGCAUUGAUUGUUCUUAUAUUUUUUGUAAUUUUUUUUGUUUCCUACUGUACUGAAAAAUACCUAAGAAAAAAAUGUGAAUAAAAAGCUCUGGAAAUUUUUAAAUCCGAAAAGUCAUCUUUUACUUUGGAAUACAUCGGGUAUUAUGUCAGAGACUGUGAUUGACAAGUUAAGAAAUUAUGAACUGUCAUCCUAAAAUCGUGCUCAUUGUCAUCUGUAGUUGUUAUUAGUUGUGAACAGUCUGAUCUUGCUCUGAGCUCUGAGGCAGAGCUGGUAACUCAGUAACCAGUUGUUUAUAGAUGAGGAUUUAAGGGAAUAGGAUGGAUACUUCUGCAGAAGGAUACUUCUGCAGGGUAUGUGUUUGUUUUGUUAAAUUUCAUCUUCUCAUUCCAAAACAUAUUUAGUUAGAUAAUUUCGUAUAGAAUGAAUGUGAACACACACAUGCUCACAGACAUGUGUUCACUGUGGUUUAGAAAGUUAUCCUCUUAUUGCACACAAUAUUAAUUUGAAUAUUUUAGUUUUUCAAAAUAAAUUCUCCCCCUUUUUCAUCACCAAAGAGUAGAACUUCAAAGGAAUGCAUAGGUUGAACAACAGAUUCACAGGAGACCACCAAUGUCUCUCCAUUUGCUUUCACCUAUGGAGAGUAAAAUCAGAGACUAAUGUCUGGAUAAUGUUUGGCUCUACAAAGGAUUAAAGAUUCAAGUUACAUUUUAAUAAGCUUCUUUGCAGUGUUUCUUGACUGGAAAUCACAGCUAGAGAAUUGCUAGUUUGGUUUAUUCAUUGUGGGGGAUGGAUAUAAACUAAGAUCAUGUUGCUUCCUUUGUGCUACUCUUGAAAUAUAUUGUGUAUGUUUGAGAUUUAGCUUUGCCACUUCCCAAAAAUUCUUUUGUUGCCAUGAAAAUAAACUAUGUGAAGAAGUUUGAACUGGAUAAAAUAGAUUAAAUAU